GAGCUUUUCAGCCUUGAGUGAGGAACAAGGAGACUUAAGAGCCCUGAAGUGGACAAAUCUAACCAAAAAACAGCCGAAGGUACCUGGAACCCAAAAGACCAAAAGAUACUCAUCCAGAGGCUUCAAGAUGAAAACAGUCUUUCUGCUUGUUGCACUAAUGGCCUGUGGGUUAUUGGAGGUACAAGGGAACCUGGUACAAUUCAAUAACAUGAUUGCUGCGCUCACAAAAAAGAAUGCAUUGUAUAGCUAUGGCUUCUAUGGCUGCUACUGUGGCUUCAAAGGCAAAGGAACCCCCAAAGAUGCUACUGACAGGUGCUGUUUGGCCCAUGACUGCUGCUAUUCAAAGCUGGAGAAGAGAGGCUGCCACCCCAAAACCCAGACCUACAAUUACAAAUAUCGGGCUGGAUCCAUCACCUGUGGAUCUGGGAGCUACUGUCAGAAGCAAAUCUGUGCUUGUGACAGAACAGCUGCUUACUGCAUGAAGAAAAACCUGAACAGUUACAAAGCGAAAUAUCGCAACUUCCCCAAUUUCUUAUGCAAAGGGAAAACACAUCGUUGCUGAGAGCUUCUUUUUCCCUUCCUCAGCAAGAAUUGACAAGAAGGAGCCUCAAAAUUCCAAUUACCAAGCCAUCACCCCACAAUCCACAGCUGUUCACGCUGCCUUUUCUGAACAAUAUUGCUUUGACAUUGGGAUUUAGAUUAAUGAAUCCAUUGACAAACCUUAUUUGUUGCUUGCUAUGGGUCAAGCUUUCUAAUGUAAUGACCAACCUCAAUUCCAGAGGGCUAAUGAUGAAACCCAUCUCCCUUCUCUCAAAAGAAAGGUAAAAAGGGAGGGAUAUGGAAUCCCACACGUUGUCUGAUGCUGUCGGGACAUUUCAUUGAGUUUGUUCUACUGCUCCUCUUUGUUCCAAGGAGGGGGGCAGGUAGCUAGUGAUAUGAAAAAAAGUAUCAAUAAAAUGUUGGGGUGGGGUUUCCCCAUCAG
Dromiciops gliroides (monito del monte) is the source of this 982-nucleotide messenger RNA. RefSeq names its product basic phospholipase A2 Sms-N6-like. Gene Ontology annotation, molecular function: phospholipid binding; calcium ion binding. Lineage: Eukaryota; Metazoa; Chordata; Mammalia; Microbiotheria; Microbiotheriidae. The record is from RefSeq and is a predicted model, not a curated record. The transcript has 5 exons. Bases 128 to 562 code for a protein of 144 amino acids. Gene Ontology annotation, biological process: negative regulation of T cell proliferation; phospholipid metabolic process; arachidonate secretion.